AUGCCCGAAAUCGUAGAUGACAAGUCGCAGUUCUGCAUCCCCUUCCUCCUGGACCGCCUGCGCAUCCAUACCGACCGGCACCGCGGCAAUACCCCGCCAUUCUUCAUCGGCUUAAAUGGCGUCCAAGGUGCCGGCAAGACCGUUCUGGUCUCCGCCCUCAAUGACACCCUGCGCUCAGAGCCGUAUUCGCUAUCCGUCGUGACCCUGUCCCUCGAUGAUAUCUAUUUGACCCACGACGACCAGGUCGCGUUAGCGCAGGCGCACCCUACCAACCCGCUGCUGCAGCAUCGCGGGCAGCCCUCCACUCAUGACUUGGGGUUAGGCGAGGAAGUCUUUGCUUCGCUGGCGGCGGAACGUCCGACGGCUAUUCCGCAAUACGACAAGUCGGCCUUCGCUGGCCAGGGUGAUCGCGUGCCGACCGCGCAAUGGAAAGUCGUGAAUGAGAAUGAACCUAAGGUUAAGGUCGUGAUUUUUGAAGGGUGGUGUGUCGGAUUCCGGGCCUGGGAUGACAACACUCUUCGCACGAAGUGGGAGGCCGCGGUGCGUCAGAAGGAGUCAGGCGACUACAAUGGACGGCUGGGACAUGUCCAAUUCGAAGAUGUCAAAGCCGUGAAUGAUGCGCUGAGACAGUACGAUGUCUUGACAAAUGAUGCGGAAAAUCCGCGAUUUGUCUAUGAGUGGCGCCAAGAGCAAGAGCGCGGUCUGCGUGCGUCAAAGGGCACCGGCAUGACUGAAGAACAGGUAAAUCAUUUUGUGGAUGGCUAUUACCCAUCCUACGAGCUGUUUACCGAAACCCUGCGCGAGGGUGCUUUCAAGACAGCUUCGCACUCCGACUGGGAGGGACGACAGCUUCGUCUUGUGGUUGAUCGCAACCGACGAGUUCAAGAAGUCAUUAAAAUUUGA
This is a messenger RNA of Penicillium olsonii, 903 nucleotides long. Lineage: Eukaryota; Fungi; Ascomycota; Eurotiomycetes; Eurotiales; Aspergillaceae. The record is from the annotation of a GenBank genome assembly.